ACUUACUCUCCUCUCGAUCUAGUCAAUAGAAAUGAGACAAAGUUCAAAAUUUAAUGAAAAUUUUUCAAAAAAUAUACAUAUGAUCUGAUAAUUAUAUUUUCAUUUGUCGAUUAAAACGCAAAUAAUAAAAAAUGAUGAAAAUUAAACAAUAUGACGGCGAUUUUGGUGACAUCGAUCGAGGCUAACUUUGAGUAACGUCGACCGAAACGUGUAGUUGAUUUUAUUGGACAGACCACAGAAGCUAAAGAAGGUGAUAUACCAUAUAUUGCAUUGAUAUAAGAAUACUGGACGAUUCAUGCCGAUUUGCACCGGAGCUAACAUCUCUGAAUAUGACGUAUUGACCAAUGCAGUGUGUGCAUCGUCGUGUCAAUAUCCACCAAAUUGCUGAUUAUAUGUUGGGCGAUACAUGAUUAAUUCUGGUGGUAUUUAUCACACAUAUGUCGAAAUGGAUACGGUACCCUCUGGAUAUAAUCCCGCACUUCUGGAGUCUAUCAUUGAUUUUGGCAUUAUUCACACUGAAAAAAUUCCAUUAUGACAAACUAUAAAAAUCAUUAAAAUGACAAACCGCAGAGUGAAAGAAUAUGAAACUGCGAUGAUUUCCGGUUGGGGAUACGAAACUAACCCUAAAUUUGUUAUAGAAGAUAUUCCAAAACAAAAUGAAGUGCUUAAAUAUGGAGAAAUAUACAACCACAGUGGAAUAUGCGCAACUGGAAAGUCUUCAAUUGUCCGUUCCGCCAUUUCUGAUAUGGGUGCGCCAAUGAUAUAUCCGAGUACAACCGAACUGGCUGGAUUAGGCAACUUCCGUCAUCUUCAGGCUCCAUAUGCGGAACAUGAUAUAUUUUUCGACGUUUAUGUUUACGCAGAGUGGAUUCAAAACAACAUGUGCGCAAACGACAAUACUGUGAAUAUCGAUGUUGUGAACGAAAAAAAUCAGUGUUGUUAGAUAGGCUGGACAAUUGUCCACUUUUGCAUAA
Molecule: messenger RNA, 974 nt
Organism: Sitodiplosis mosellana (orange wheat blossom midge)
Lineage: Eukaryota; Metazoa; Arthropoda; Insecta; Diptera; Cecidomyiidae
Exons: 4
Coding region: 557-943 (128 amino acids)
Source: RefSeq, a predicted model, not a curated record